AUGGCAAUUUUACUUAAUCUAGCCUUGACGGGAUUACUGUUACUCCUGAAAGGUGGCCAGGCGAAGAACAUCCAACCGGCGUUGAGCGCCAAUGUCGCCAGUGACAUUUCCCAAGAGAACCUACUGGCUGAAACAAGUUUCUACCAUCAAAGAUACAGUACCACUCUCCAUUUCGACGAUGUGCCAACUGAUGCAAGGACUGGAACCGGAACCAUAUCCACUUAUUCAUACAUGAAUUUCACCAGUUUUACUGUUGUAAACACCCUCGCUGCAGCAUCUCUCGGCUCUAUCUCAGUCCACGACACAGAUUGUGCUUCUUCCCAGACAAAUGCGCUAUUCAAUGCCCGCACCCGGGAUGACUAUAAAGCACGGCCACGCUGGGUAGCCGACACAACCAAACUGCAUAGUGUAGGCCUUUCGGGCUUUUUCAACCUUAAUGGCCUUUCUUUUAAGCCUCUCGGAGAAGUGCCACGUGGACUAAUCUUAGAGAUUAUUGCAUGGGAGAUACGCGACUCAGAAGCACAGAAUGUGUACAAUACUUGGGUUGCUUAUAGUGAAGGAGGUCAGCAGGAUAUGCAGUACUAUGAUCUCACAAUGUUUGGAGGAUCCUGGGGGAAAACAGUUAAUAUGGUUGAGAUUGUUAUACGGGCUCCGGGUGAAGAGCAGAAGGAGGUAGAUUGGGCUUUUUGUCUGGAUGAUCUGGAUGUUGAAUUCUUGGAUAGGAGGUUAGACGAGUGA
Molecule: messenger RNA, 738 nt
Organism: Penicillium griseofulvum
Lineage: Eukaryota; Fungi; Ascomycota; Eurotiomycetes; Eurotiales; Aspergillaceae
Exons: 2
Coding region: 1-738 (245 amino acids)
Source: RefSeq, a predicted model, not a curated record